Molecule: messenger RNA, 227 nt
Organism: Paramuricea clavata
Lineage: Eukaryota; Metazoa; Cnidaria; Anthozoa; Malacalcyonacea; Plexauridae
Source: the annotation of a GenBank genome assembly
AUGGAAACAACAGAGGCUAGCUUCAAGUCCAAGUCCAGCAUCUCCGGAACCCUAAGGGAGUGGUACAACUGGCUAACCACCUACGUACCGUCAUUCAUCAGGAAAGGUGUGUCCAGCACAUUUAACACAAUGAGGAAAAAGGUUGCAGAACUAUACAGUGGUAAAGAGGAAGAAGAAGACCAAUGGCACGACGCAAGGGAGAACUUUAGCGAUGAGGACGAACAGUG